AUGUCGUACGCCUGUGGAACGGUGUGCCUGCCUGUUAUCCGAAGAGCCCUGCUGGCCUUCCUAGCCGUGGAGGCCGCGUACUCCUCCUACGACCUCUUCCUCAAACCGGGCGCCAUCUUCAUGUACUACCGCGUGAACGACAUGCUGAAUAAAGAGAAGAAGUAA
Molecule: messenger RNA, 165 nt
Organism: Plasmodium vivax (malaria parasite P. vivax)
Lineage: Eukaryota; Apicomplexa; Aconoidasida; Haemosporida; Plasmodiidae
Exons: 2
Coding region: 1-165 (54 amino acids)
Source: RefSeq, a predicted model, not a curated record